Molecule: messenger RNA, 4097 nt
Organism: Sycon ciliatum
Lineage: Eukaryota; Metazoa; Porifera; Calcarea; Leucosolenida; Sycettidae
Product: protein CIP2A-like
Exons: 24
Coding region: 282-3215 (977 amino acids)
Biological process (GO): phosphorelay signal transduction system
Source: RefSeq, a predicted model, not a curated record
CAGUGUGGCUUGAACGUCAGGAUUUUGCUUAUUUUCUCGUCGUGUGGAUCAACUAACAUCUUUCAGGUCUUUGUAGAGUGUCCUUGGUUUCAUUGGCAUUGCUCCCUGGCUAAAGCUGGUCCAGGCGUUAAAAGUAUUUAGAGAAAGAAAGUUUAGACGGACUGACAUGGGUAGAUGAUGGUACAUGUACAUGGGUAUAGCAUCACUUUCGCCCAGUGCCUUUCCUUUUUUCAAUCACAUUGAUGCUGUGAACAUUUCACUUUGAUCAAGAGAAGAUUCUCAUGGCUCAAGCCGACGUUGUGAAAUCGCUGAAAGCCGUCACUCAAGCCAUAUCUCAGCUCAAAGCCACACCGACAGCAGACGGACGACUUCUUCAGCUGGCAAUAGAGAGAAUCGAUUCUCUUGUGGAAGUCACAUCUGGUCCAGUGUCUGCACCAACAUCACUGCGACAAAGUGGCAGGGUCAGCAGCUUGUCAUGCCUGUCGCGAUCCUCCCUUCCAGCUCUGGACUGUCUCUCAGCUGUCGUGACGGUGUUGACUGAUCCGGUGUCUCCCCCCAACCUGCUUCAAGCAUGCUUGCAGUUGCUCUAUGCUCUGUCGUCUUCGCAGGAGAUGCGAGCUGUUCUGCAGACCACCCUGCAGAUCACACCUAUUCUCACUAAUCUCCUGCAGCAGAGCAACGAUGACACUCACCUGCACCUCAUCUGCAUGAAGACAGUACAAGCGGUAACGUACAAUGCUGUAUUUACGGCCAACGACGGCUAUGUAGAACAACUGGUUCGCUCAAUCAUUCCUUUCAUAUUGAGUCCCAGCUCUGACAGGACAGUGCCGGCUCUUGCCAUUCUCGCCAAUGUCACACGCAAGAGCGUGUCAGUACAAGCUUAUGUCAAGUCACUGCCCAACUGUCGCGCUGUGCUCAGGACACUCAUCUCUUGUUUGUCACAUUCCAAUGUUUCCAUUAUCGUAUGCUCACUGGCUCCUCUUGCUAGUAUUUGUCUUCAUGAAGAGCUUGGUGAAAAACUCUUCAACAGCAAGAAUGUAGACCAGUCCUUUCAGCUGAUAUUUGGCCUAUUGACGGAUGACACCGGCCCAAUGGUCAUUCGCUACGCUGUGGAUCUGCUGUGUGAUUUACUCACUGCUCCUCGUAUUGCUCAAGCUCUCGUCAAUUAUAGCAACUUACGAGAAUCACUUGUCCGUGUUGUUGGUCGCCUUGGCCUUGGAUCAGCAGAAAUCACCUGUAAGCUGUUGGAACUGCUGUGCGCAUUGUGCACCCAAGCUGGUCUGGAUAGUGUUCGACGCGGCUUAGUGCAGCUGUUGCUAUCACCAGCAAGUAGCACAGCUGCCACUGUAACUACAGCAACAGCAGCAGGCGCAGCUCAGCAGUACCCGUUCUUGAUGCUACUGCAGUGCGCUGCCAGUGAUGAUGACCACCAGCUGGCAAUGCAAGCGUGGCAGCUCGUUGAGCAGGUUGUCAAGACGUGUGAAGAGGAAGAGGCUGUAGUGUCUCGGCUACUGCCCCACUUCACCUACAUGAUACAGGCGGUAUGCUCGCCUCUAGCACACCUAGUCAACAUACAGAUGUGGAACACCGCUGAUGCCGACUGUCUUCUCUCUCAGAAGUGUUUGGAGGCCACUAUCGUCCUUCAGCUUCUUCUUCGUCUUGUGCAAGAGGAGCAGUUUUCAUCACAGAUCGUGCAGCAUGUUACACCAGACCUGUGCAGUCACUUACUGGAGCAGCAGCUUAGUAACAAUCCUGGUAUGUUUGCUGGUCAUGCUGCUACGGCUAGUGCUGGUGCCGGAGCUGCUGUUGCUGAUACACACUCUGCAUCGGCGACAAACACAACAACGGCAGCGACUGAUCAUUGGAGUAUCACUGGCGUUCAAGUUGCUCUAUUGACGCUACAGCUUAUGUCUCAUGUCAACAAGCACAGUACUCAAAUUGAGGUUCAGUUACAGCGGGCGCUACAAGAUGUGCGGCUACUGCCCUUCCUGGCGUCAUCUCUGAAGAGUGAGAAGAAGGCGCAUGUGCAGCGUGCACUGUGUAUGCUACUAGCAGCAUGCAAACAAGCCGAUCAUGACGAUCUAUCACGAUUGGCUGAUGUUGUGGCUAAUUUGAACUGCACUACUCGUCAACGUCAUGGUAGCAGUGGUAGUGUUCAUUCACAUCAUGCUACCACCGCUUCCACACCAGCGAUGACAUCAUCAUCCAGUGGGAUGACGUCAACGGUGCCGUCAUUCCCGUUUGAUCGGCAUUGUGUUGCUCCGGGAGCCAGGGCCAGCUUUGACCAACCCGUGAUGUCGCCGCCCUCAUCUCAGAGUCAGUCUGGCGAAGUGCAAGCGUUGAUAGAGCGUAUGCAGAGUGGCCUGGACCUGAAGGAUAUCCGUGCACAUGAAAUCAUGGAAAUCUACGAACAUGAAUUGGCCACUCGAAGUACAAAAGAAACUCAUCUACAAGAUCUACUCGAGGCCAAGACAAUGGCAUUGUCACAGGCUGAUCGUCUCAUUGCACAAUACCGAUGUCGUCGUGCCCAAUCCGAAUCAGAGUGUACAAAGCUACGCGCCUUGUUACAAGAGUGUGAGAAGCGAUCUGCCAAUCAGCAGUUGGAGCUUCAAGACUUGCUAGCAACUCAAAACAAUUUGAAAGAGGAGAUUGGUCAGCUGAGUCAAUCUAGAGUUCAACUAGAGCGGCUAACGGAAGAGCACAGUCACUUACGCAGUACCUAUGAUGAACAGAAGCAUAAACUAGAGGGUACAAUGCGCAGUUUGGCAGCAGCACAGGAAGAGCAGUCCUCGUUGUCAGAUCUACUCGACAUGCAGCGGAAACACUGUGACAAGCUCAAAGCUCAGUUUGAAAGCUCCAACAAUCAAUUGGAGUCUCUUGAGAGGCAGCAUCAACAGGUUUUGCAGCAACUUUCUGACAAGGAGAUGCAAUGCAAUGAACUCCAGCACAACCUCUCGCGCACUGAGAAGUUGUUGGCUGGUCGUGAGCAAGACUGUGGCCAGUUGCAGAAAGAGCUGCACAGUUUGCGUGCCGACCUGCACCGUGCUGAAGAAGCCAAGCAACAGCUUGCCAGACAGGUGGCAGCUUUGGAGGAGGACAGUUCUCACGUGAAGCGUCGCCUAGAAUCAGCUGACAAGGAGCUGGACAAACACCGGAAACUGCGAGAAAUGAUCCACAGUCUGAGUGGCGGCAUCAAUGCUUUGCAGCAGUCAUGAUUUUUAAAUAAAUGUUUGCUGCAUGGCUGUAUGUUCAGCAGCAGCAUAUUCGAAUUCCAUGCUGUUGUAGAGGGCUAUGCAAACCUCAUGUUCUUGCCGCCUCGUCAUUAGAGAUUCCUUGGUCUACGUACAUUGCUGAGAGUCAACCCUGUUUUUGGCACCAGUCCUGGAUUGGCCAUGUCUGUACACGGACUGCCUUCUGCCACUAUGGUUCGAUCAGUUCAUGAUGGAAUGGCAGUAGAAUGGCUAACUGCAUAACACUCACAACAAGAGCUCUUUCGCGAGUAUUUUCUUCUCUGUGUCUUGCUCCGAUUAACUGUGUAACGUUGACAUUCAAGGGUGCUGCUUUUCCUAUGCAUCCAAUUGCAACCCUGCCUCUGCUACUGCGCCUUUCCUGCCCUAUGCAUGCCCUGUGCAUGUGUUGGUGUUCCGGCCUUGUACCUGUGUAUAAGCAUCAUGCCGGUGAUAGGGGGUAGUGACAUGACCCGCCGCCUCAAGAUUACCUGCUACCACAGUAGGUUCAAAUCAGAUUUUGCCAGCACACUGGUUUGUCGAAUCACCUCGUCCAUUAUUUGAAGUAUAACACUUGCUGAAAACUAAGGCUGCCUGACGUUGCUGAACCUCAAAUCUUUCUUACUAAUAUCCCGCCUGUAAAUGCUACCGCUUCAAGAUACUUGUAAUUAUAUUUUUACUUCAUGGCAUUCUAAAAUGCACAUCGGCACAAAAUGAAUAAAAGUAUCUACAUGUACUUUCAAGUACCAUCAAUCAUAACGUUAUUCACCAGUUUGCUGCACAUGUACUUUGGUGUGGAUGUUAGCCAUGGAAUGAAACUUUAUCGUUGUAUUGUGAUUUGUAAAAUACCGGUAUAUCCUGAAAGAUCAA